GUCAUGACGUAUUCAUACGUACUGAUGGUCCGAAAAGUUACGCAGGGCGUGCAGCGGUUCAAAGAGGAAGGAAGAUGGCGGAUAACAAAGGCGAGGAGGAUAUGGAACAGUCUGCUAAUUCGGACUCGGUGCCCUCAACGAAAGAUAACGAGCAGCCAGAGACGACAGCUGGAAAUGCGGUAAUAGUCAUAGAAUCGACCACGGAGGGUGGUGAAGAAACAGAGUCCCACGAUAACGCCAACGAGACACCGACACCCACCAUCGACGGCGGAGACGGCAGCGACGGCGGGGCUGUCGCUGCUCCUGCUGCUGUUGAUGCUGCUGCUGCUGCUACUGUUGCAGUUGUGGAAGUCGAUGUUAGCGUUAGCAACGCCGUCAGCCCAACUGCGACCAACAGCGCCAAUGCAGAAGAGCCAACGGCGGCUGAAACCAUGGCCACCGUUGCCGCUGCCGAGGCUCCGGUCGGCGGACUAACCACUGAAAUGUCCCCCCCACCGACGGUUCCGGCGGCCGCCCCGGUACCCGCUCCCAUCAAUUUUUUUGAUACGUGCGCAGUUUGUAAACAAAGUCUCCAGAGCCGAGACUGUGAACCCAAACUUCUGCCUUGCCUGCACUCCUUUUGCCUCAAAUGUAUCCCGCAACCAGACAGGCAGAUCAGCGUGCAGGUACCUGGACCGCACGGGCAGACUGACACGCACAUCGUAAAUGUUAUGCGCUGUUCGGUGUGCCACCAGGACUACAAACAGAGCGACAUCAUUGACAACUACUUUGUCAAAGAUACCACAGAGGCUACCAGUGCGUCGGAUAAUAAGGCUGCACAGGUAUGCACAAGCUGUGAGGACAACGCAGGAACCAUCGGCUUUUGUGUGGAGUGCGGAGAAUGGCUGUGUAAGACCUGCGUGGAGGCCCACCAGAGGGUCAAAAUAACCAAGGACCACAAGAUCCACACAAAGGAGGACGCUGACGCUGCCUCCGAGGCUGUUGCUACGCCAGGACAGAGGCCUGUUUUCUGUCCCAUCCACAAGCAGGAGCCACUGAAGCUUUUCUGCGAGACUUGCGACACCUUGACCUGUAGGGACUGCCAGCUGCUGGAGCACAAGGAGCACAGGUACCAGUUCCUAGAGGAGGCUUUCCAGAACCAGAAAGGCAUCAUUGAGACCAGCGUGGCCAAACUGCAGGAAAAGAAGAACUAUGUCCAUUACUCUGUCUCUCAGGUGCAAAGCAGGUUAAAAGAGCUAAAUGAGACGCACAAGAAGGUGGAGCACGAGAUCAAAAUCGCAGUAUUUACUCUUAUUAACGAGAUCAACAAGAAGGGCAAGUCCCUGCUGCAGCAGUUAGAGAGUGUGACCAAAGAGCGCAGUUUGAGGCUUGUGUCUCAGCACAAGGACACCACCCAGCUGGCCCAACAGAUCCACCAUGUGCUCGGCUUCUGCCAGUGGGCCAUCUCUACGGGCAGCAGCACGGCGCUGCUCUACAGCAAGAGGCUGAUUCUGUUCCAGCUCCGCCAGCUCUUCAAGGCUAGACUGGAGCCAGCGCCCCAGGCCAACGGAGUUGUACGCUUCUUCUGUGACCCCACCUUCUGGGCCAAAAACGUAGUGAAUCUAGGUAAUUUGGUUAUCGAGAAGCCACCGCCACCUGUGCAACAGCCCGGCGUGAUGAUUGGAGGACCACCAAUUUCUCCAGGCCAAGGUCACCACGGCAAACACCCAGGACAGAUCAACCUGGCCCAGCUCCGGCUGCAGCACAUGCAGCAGCAGGCAGCCUAUGCACAGCAGAAGCACCCACACCCGCACCCACACCAGCACCAGCACCAGCACCCGCACCAACAGCAACAGCAGCAGCAGCAGCAGCAGCAACAACAACAACAACAACAACAGCAACAACAACAGCAGCAACAUCAACAACACCAACAACAGCAGCAGCAACACCAACAACAACAGCAGCAGAUCCAGCAACAGAUGCGCAUCGCCUCCCAAAUGUCCCAGCAGCAUGCCAGACAGGCCGGGCAACCCAUGGGUCCGCAGCAGCCUCCAAGGCUCAUCAGUAUGCAGCAGCUACCGAGAGGGCCUGGGGGUAUGAAUGGUGGGCCAGGUCCCCCCAUGUACCCCUCCUCCCACCAUAUGCGUCUCCCGGGUCCACCGCAGAGCCGAAUGCCCACAGCUCAGCCGAGACUUAACGGGCAGCAGUAUCCUGCCAUGAUGCAACCUCAGCUACAGAGACAGAUGUCUAUAGAAUCUGAGAUGAGCCACCAAAGGUUUCGUUUCUUACUACAAUCAGGGCAUUCCAACCCAGGCCAUGCAGGCCCUUUCCCGGUGGCAUCCCUUCAUAAUGCCAACCCCACAAGUCCGACCAGUGCCAGUAUGGCAGGUGCACAUGCUCACCGCGGCCCUGCCAGCCCCAUCAUAGGUCCCAUCGAGCUCAUCCCCUCCGUCACCAAUCCUGAGAACCUGCCCUGCCUACCUGAGAUCCCGCCCAUUCAGCUGGAGGAUGCCGGUUCCAGCAACCUUGGACACCUCCUGUCUCGCUACAUCACAGCCAGCACGCAGCAUCUUCUUGGCUCCGUGGACAUGAACCCCUCACCUGGACUGUCCACACACUCGCCUGGAUCUUCAGGUUUGUCGAAUGCCCACACACCAGCACGACCUUCUAGCACGUCCAGCACGGGUAGCAGGGGCAGCUCUAGCUCUGCGGGGAGGGCGGGACCUGGAGGUGGAGCUUUGGUGGAGCAGGUGAGGGUGAAGCAAGAGCCUGGUACAGAUGACAGCUACAGCUGUCCGGCCUCUUCUCUGAAGAUGGAGCGGGACAAAGAUUCUGGGAGGAGUGCCUGCAUGAUGAGCAGUCUGGAGAACAGCCCCCUUCCUGUAUUGGGAGUUGUAUCUGCUGGUCUAGACGCUCUCAAGGCUUUAGGGGAGCACAUCAAAACAGAACCCCAAUCCGAAACUUCUUGUUUUGGACUCAAUGGCUCCAAUGCCGCCGCCACCUCUUCGAAUGCCACUAUGACCUCCACUACCUCAUUACCCUCUGGGAACGGCAGCAGCACGGCAGACACUCCCCUCACUAAUGGAAACUCCAACCAAGGGACUAACACCAAAGGUGGGAAAGAGGACGACCCAAAUGAAGACUGGUGUGCCGUGUGUAUCAACGGCGGUGACCUGCUAUGCUGCGACCGCUGCCCUAAGGUGUUCCACAUGAAAUGCCAUGUGCCCACCAUAAAGAUCUUCCCAACGGGUGACUUUCUUUGCACGUUUUGUCGGAGUCUGACCACCCCCGAGAUAGAGUUCUGUGACGACAGCAAGAAAGUCAAAGGAGAGCAGGACCUGAGUCCAGAGGACCAAAGGAAAUGUGAACGCCUCCUGCUGCACAUCUUCUGUCAUGAGCUCAGCGUGGGCUUCAGGGAACCUGUUCUUAGCUCUGUGCCGAACUACUACAAGAUUAUCAAGCAGCCCAUGGACCUGAAGAAGGUGAAGAGGAGGCUGCAGUUACGAAGCUCCCAGUACUACCACGCCAUCCAGGAGUUUGUGUCCGAUAUGCGUCUGAUCUUCACAAACUGUGCAAAUUACAAUGAGAUGUCUCGAAUAAUCCAGGUUUAUGAUGAGGAGAAACAGAUUAAUACGCAGGUGGGAUCAGAGAUGGCGAUAUCUGGCAAGGCCGUAAGCCUCUACUUUGAGGAGAAGUUGCAGGAGAUGUUCCCAGGGCAGAGCUUCCCCGAAACGCCGGAAACUGAGUGCCCGGAAACGAAGGAGAGGAUGGACGACGGCGAAACGGACGACUCCGAGGACGACUUCAUACAGCCCAGACGCAAACGGUUAAAAACUGACGAGAAAGUGCUCCACAUCAAGUGAGGACCCUUCGCGAAAGGAAACGAGAGAAGUGGAAAAGAAACUGUUUUCCUCACGUCUCCACACUUUGUUUGAGGCAGCGGACAGAAUGAAAAAGACAAUAUUCACUGUACAAAAUGCUUUUGGGUUGUCUCAUCCUCGCCUCGAAAAGAAUUACCGUGGACUCCAUUAGACAUCUGCCUUCAACAGAACUCUCGAGGCCAGAAACGUAGGAGAGCUGCAUUUCCUCCUUAUUUCACGGACACUCAAAGAACCUGCCUGUACAGAUUUGUUUUGAAGUAGGACUUGUUUUGCAGUAGUUAAGUUAAUGAGUGCUCAGUUUCUUUUUCUAUCAUCAUUUUUUUUUUUUUUUUUUUUUAAUUUGUAGAUUUGUUGUGACAGUUGCUUUAUAAACCAUUCAAUUCCUCGGUUCGCAGUUCUUAAUGUAUUAUAUCUAUACUUUGACAUGAAACCAAGUAUUUGUAUUACUUUGUGGAAGCGUUGUGUAAAUAAGAGAAUCUAGCCCACUGAAGGUAUUCCUACGGUAAUAGAUGUUUGGUUGCUUCAUCAAUAAAAAUACCUGUUCUUGGAAAUAUACCAGAAAA
Molecule: messenger RNA, 4423 nt
Organism: Cyclopterus lumpus (lumpfish)
Lineage: Eukaryota; Metazoa; Chordata; Actinopteri; Perciformes; Cyclopteridae
Gene: trim33
Product: tripartite motif containing 33
Exons: 21
Coding region: 75-3842 (1255 amino acids)
Molecular function (GO): protein binding; zinc ion binding
Source: RefSeq, a predicted model, not a curated record